ACAAGUUUUACACCGAAACCAGUUCAUACGAUUCAUCCCAGUGAGAGUCUACAGGCUGAAAACACACCACACAGUAACGUCUGACUGAUCCAGUGUCCUGAGUGUUUCUCUGCAUUAUUCAAAGCGCGAUGCGCAUCACCGGAGCUAAUUAGGAUUUCAGUAUAAAUAAGGCCGCAGAUGGGACAGCUCGGCCUGUCCUGCCGCUGAUGUCGGAGAGCUAAAGAUACAGAGGUUAAAACGCUGGAAAAGCUGCAAGCUGCUCCAACAUGCACACACUCUGACCCGCCUCACGGAUGGGACUCUUCUCAGACCGGACCUACGGAGAUAUCCCACAGAUUUCACGGUUUAGCGCAGAGAGUCUUUGGCUUAUGAACGCAUCCACCGAGGAGACUGGUGUUUUUGGAGACUUUUUGAUGGCACUCGGGUCGAUUUAGACAGGCUGCUGUUGCCUUUAUGGGACGGUGAAUGUGUCUUUUAUUUUAUUUCUUUUUAUGUUUAUUUUUUUUACUAACACCCUCCAGCUCCAGUGGAGAAACCGAUUUCCUCACCGGGUUGUUUUGGUUUCCGAGGGGGAGAAGGCGACGUGUUUUUGGGGUCUGAUUUUCUCCUGUGGUGUUUGUGUGGAGCGUGCCACACACCCACUCCACAACAACGACGGCUUUUGCUUGCAUCUUCCAGUGUUUCUUCUGUCAGCAAGUCCAGCAGAGCUGCAACUCUUCCAGUGCCAGCCCUGACACCAGCGAGGAGCCCUGCCCCACUGACAUGGUGAAGAUGACCAAGUCCAAGACCUUCCAGGCUUACCUGCCAACCUGCCACCGCACCUACAGCUGCAUCCACUGCCGGGCACACCUGGCCAAUCACGACGAGCUCAUCUCAAAGUCAUUUCAAGGCAGUCAAGGAAGAGCCUAUCUGUUCAAUUCAGUUGUGAAUGUCGGCUGCGGCCCGGCUGAGGAGCGGGUACUCCUCACAGGUUUACACGCCGUGGCUGAUAUCUACUGUGAAAACUGUAAAACCACCCUGGGCUGGAAAUAUGAGCACGCAUUUGAAAGCAGUCAAAAGUACAAAGAGGGAAAGUUCAUCAUCGAGCUGGCUCACAUGAUCAAGGACAACGGAUGGGAGUGAUGCUCCGGCCGCUCUCUUUCUUUCUCUGACCUUGGAAUGCUCUUUAUUGAACUGCGUGGAGCGACGACCAUCGACCACCCCGCCCCUCUCCGACCCCUCCUCUCUGACCCAUUUAAAAAAAGAAAAGUACCCCUCCACGAACCUCCACCCGCUUGUCUCCUUCACGUGCGCACACCCACCUGCUCAUCGUGAAACUGAACAGAACAAAUGAUAUAAAAAAAACGGCAACUAGGAAGUGGAGCAACUCUUGAAAAAUCACAGGAGUCCUGUCGUAAAGAUUGCGUGCUCCCCUUCGCAGCGCCGGAGCUUCUGGGUUUGACCCCCGCCCACUCACUCUCACCCUGCCUCCCCCCUCCCACCGAACCACGCUUACAAGUGAUUGUGGUGAUAUGGCGACCACUGUGCGAAAGGAGAUAGACUUCACUGAAAAGACAUUUCUUUGUUUUCCUUAUUUCGCCCAUCCAGCGAGACGGAUGACUUUGAUGACUUCAGUUAUUUUAAUGUUAUUUGCUAUAGUUUUAACUUCUGGGUUUGGUAAGGUUUUGGUUUGAUGGCAGAUGGAUGUUACUGGUUAGCAUUUUAUUUCCCUGUCACGUCUGUCAUGUUUUGUUUAUUUGUUUUUUGGCUUGUCGUAUCUCUGCCUGUAGCUGAGCAUGCUUUUCUUUGCUAAUGUCCAAAUGAGCAAUCAGGGACGGGUGAGGAGCGGAGGGGAAAGGGAGUUUAUUGUAGUUACAAAUAUGUAGCAGCAUCUUGCUUUUCUUUUUCUUUUUUUGACUUUAAAAAAAGAAAGUGGCAAAGGAUGGUAUUGCAGUAGUGUGGGAUUUUAUACCUAAUAUAUUUUUUUCUGUUUUUAUCUUUUUUCUUUCUUGUGAAUUUCAGUUUUUUUUCCCCCCUUCUGGUACUUCUCAGCACUCAAAAAGCAUUGAAAGCAGCACCUAGUAUUUGUUUGACAUAAAUGGAUAUAUAUACUUACAUACGUUUAUGGGAUAUAUUUGUAGUGUUUGGCUAAGUGCGAUUGUGGCUGGUCCCAUUUUGCAGCAGUACCAUAAGUGAAAGAAACAUGAAAAGGAGCAGAUAUAGUUUCUAGACUGGGGAACCUGACGUCAGCGUCCACUUGUCAUAAAGCAUUAUGGCAGACUGUAUUAUUCCAUUGUCUAGUAAUGAAAUAACAAGAGACACAACUACAUAUGAAUAUAUAUACACCUACUAUGAUUACAUAUCCAUAAAUACUAUGAAAAUGUUCGUAGUACGUAGAUAUUGGAACAUGGAUUCUAUAUAUAUAUAUAUUUGCUGUCCUGCACAUAUGUAUAUAUGCAUAUGACUGUGUAUAUAUGCACUGUGUGUGGUCACGCAUUACACAGUGGCAUACUUGAACGACGCUACUUCGUUUGCACUUUGCGGAGGCCUUCGGUUCAUCUCAGUUUAGAGGCAAAAAGUUUGUUUUCGCUCUCGUCUUUUUUUUUUUCCUUUUUUUUUUAAUGGCCUUCUCACAGAUGAACGACGGGUUGUUGGAGACGGAGAGAAAAUGGAAAGUGAGCUGGAACAGUUUGAGGGUUUCAUCGUCUCUGUUAGGACUGUAGUGUGUUUAGCAGCUUUCUGAUCAUUUGGACUGAUUUUAUUUAAAUGAUGUCGACAAAUCCUGCUUUUCCUCUCAGUUUUGGCUUGAUUUUAAAUCCCUUGUGGGACGGAAAGGAGUUUCCGAUUCUUUGCUGCUUUGUCCCAGAUCUCCCGCCAUUUCUUCUUGUAGGUUUUUUGCACUUUAUGCUUAUCCGUCUCUCUGUCUCUCUUAGACCAUAUGAAUUGUCUCAUUGUGGUUGCGUGUGCGAUUUGCCUCUAAGCCGUAUGAAUCUUGUGCCUCUUCAAAACAUGAACGGCCUCCCCUCUUUUUUCUGUUGUGCAGUGCAUAACUCCGAAAACCUUCAUGUGAACCGAUGUGUCUUCCCCCCCCCGUUCUGGUUCAAAGUGGCCCUCAAAAUAAGGUUCUUCGCUAAAAUCCUCAUAGAGCUCUGCCCUGUUUUUUUGGACAACAGAGACUUGGUAUACAUACACACAUAUAUUUUCUAUGUUAAGAUUUAAAGGUGCAAAAACAGAUGGAUAUUCAGUAUAUUAUUUCUCAGAGUAAAGCAUAGAGGUAGAGGUUAGGACUAUGAGGGAGGCCCAGGGCUUGUUGUUUGACUUUUUAUUGGAAGGAUAAAAAGGACGGCGGCAGGUCGAGGUGGGGCAGGGUGGGAUGGGAGAGAUUUAAAAUAAAAAAUCAGCAGUGAUUGAUUACUUUGCCGGCAAGGUCAGUCAGAUCACACGACCUUUUAUCCUAAAAACAAUGACAAUGCAAACCCUUAAUAGUCAGCAGUGAUACGUACUUGAAAAUAUAAAGACAUAAACAGCUGAGAUAUUGGCCCGUGUUACAGUUUUUGUACAUAAAGUAACAUAUUUAAGGUUUUAUACGUAUUUCUACUGGGUUAGUUCUUUUACUUCCCCAACUUGAAGCACUUUUGUUCACUGUACCUCUGGCUGUGUGUGUCUGUUUGUGUGUGUGUGUGUGUGUGUGUGCGUGUGUGUGUGUGCGUGUGCGUGCAUGCAUGCGUGUUAGCCCACAUGCAUGCCUGCACACGAAAGUGAAUGUUAAAUUCCUUUUCCUCGAACAGUUUUAUUUCUAUUUUUUUCUCCUUUCUUUAGUUUGGAAGUUGUUGUUGUUGUUUUUUUUAUUUGUUAUCCUGUUGUUUAUUUCAUUUUAUUUUUUUCUUUCACAACUGUUUGGUUUCACUGUCUCUCCCCGGGAUCUGUGAGGUCGAGAGCCAGGUUAGUUUGUUUGGAAGUGAUUUAUCCCCAUUUUUUGUUUUGUUUUUUUUCUGUUAGCUUGUUUAUUUAGCUUGUGUGGUGAGAGCCCGUUAGAGGGCCGGUGUUUAGGUCUCUGCUGAGCCAUGUAGAUGUUGAGGGCGAGCUGGAAUCUCCCACCAUGUCGCAGGGAGAGCCUUUACAAAACCCUUUCACCACCAGUCAGUGUCUCCUGUAUAGAGGGCUUUCAGACUGAUGAAACGCACCCUCUGGCAGCCACACUGGAGGUCCUUAGCUUUUGCAACGCUGGCUGUGAGUAUCUGAUUGUAUUUCUUGAGAACGUACUCAUUGUUGUGCUGGUGUUGACAGAAAAUGAACUGUUAUUUCUCUGAUCUGUUUCAUUUGAUUGAUUGUUUUGAUAAUGUUAGCUUGUUAGCUACUUGACCUAAGUUGCUACAUCCCAGUUGCGGGGGCUGCACCCGUUAAAGGUUUGCAUUUCAAGACAUUUCAAACAAGGCCCGUCCUAUUUUAAAGAUUCCUUCUAAUGCAGCCAAAAAUUCAGGCUUCUCUGGCUUGAAUCUGCACCACUCAUUGUCCCACAAUCCCCUGCACACUCCCAUAUUUUAAAGAGCAACUAAAAAAAAAAAGAAUCCGCAGGUGAAAAUCUGCUGAUGCCUCUGAUUUAACUGGUGUUAUUUCAACUCUGUAAUGGUGCAUUCGAGCGGCCUUCGUUAAGUCGGGAAAUGUGACGUGACCUCACUGAUAUUCAUGUUCCUGUGGUCAUCAGUGCUCGUAAACUGGCAUUUACAUUUCAUGAAGUCAUUUCAUGAUGUCUCUUUGCCAUUUCCUGCUGAUAAACUUGAAACCUACUGAGACUGAAAGUUCAUUCUUGGCCUUGGAAACAGCAGUUGACAAAAUAAUCUCAACCAUCUGAUCUUCGUCUGCAAACUGAGCUGCCCAGUAAUGGAAGCGUAGAUGUUCAGACUGUCUUCUUUAUUCUAGGAACAGAAAUUCGAACGCCUAUAAUUCUGUGACAACUGUGCAACUAUUGACUGUAGAAGUUGUCAAGGAGCACUCGAAUGCACCAUUAGGGAGGAUGUUAAAGCUCGGUGUGGCCUUCAGGUCCUACAAGGGACACACGUUUAAGGGCUGUAUCCUUCGAAGUUUGCUGCCCCUGAACUGGGAUGAAGCUUUUUUUGGAUUAACAAUAACAACGUCAAAACCUUUGAUGUUUGUCCCAAACUCAUAGACCAGCAUUUGUAGCUAAAGUUGGAAACAAAUCUACUUUGCCAGACAAGGCUAGAUUACCAAGCAGGCCCCAGACCCCGAGGGAGCCCCCAAAGCCCCAGGUUCACUUCAUGUGAUUUGGAUCUACAUAAUUUGAUUAAUCACAAAUUUUUCAGGGACCCUGCGUCCAAAUCCGGUUUUAAACCAAAAUUGUUUUGAGUUUAUGUUGAGUCCCUUUGUUUUAAAGUUGUAUUUUAUCACAUUUCUUUCGUUUUCUCCUGCGUGUAAAGUCAUCAACGCACAGAAAACCUUGGGCAAGGUAACAUUAAUCUACCAAGAGCUUUUAUCAGUCAAUUUUUUUGGAUUUUUUCCUUAAAAAAAAUGACUUAAAACAAUUAAUCACUGAUCAAAGUUGUUGCCAGGAGGUGCCCAACAACAAAUCUUUGCCCCGGGGCUGCCUAGGAUGGUAAUCUGGCCUUGUUACCAGACCAUUAAUGUCUGCUUAAACCCUCACUGAGUGGACCCGUACUGGUCCCACUUUCCCGUUGUUACACACACACACACAGCCAGUUUCUCCAAAGGAUCUCCAACAUGACACCAGCAGUGGUUGCUGGGAGAUUUGUGACCCAACUGCAGAGCCUCUAUACUCUCCCUUCGAUCAGUCAGUCUAAGUUGAACCAACAAAAAGCAGUUGCCAGUGUCACCGCCGGUGUGUACCAAAUAAGAACCAGGUUCUAUCGAAUGCGUCAGUGUCAUGUGUCAGACGGCAGGAAGGAAGCCAGGGGUCAUGUUCGAGUGUCUCCUGGAGAUUUAACUGUUAUACCAAAAUUUAAGGAGGAGAAAUCCUGUCACCUAUGACAUUGUCUUUCUGUAGAAUGUUUUGAUUCUCUGAACUUAACGGCGUCAAAGCAGCCUGGAUGAAAAAUGUAGAUAUUUGCUGCUGAAUACUGUUUACUUUUUAUUGUUAUUUUGUUUUACUGUGACACUGGCUACCUACUUUUUGAGCUCUGUUACUGUCUAAAACAUACCUGAAAGGAUGUUGAUCAAAGGCAAGAUGGGUAUACAGGGGAAAGGACUGUACAAGUUCUUUUCUUAGAACUGUUAAACUACAGUUUAAGGUCUAAAGCAUGUUGUAUUUAUAAUGGCUAUAUGUCGUGCCUGUUUUAUUAUUAUUUUUUUCCUAAAUUUAAAAACAAAAAUAUUAUAUGCUUUUUAUUUGACUACAUUGCUUUGCAUUCUGUCUUAGUAAAGCCAUGUCACAUGUCUGUUUUCACUCUAAUGUAAACUAUCAGAUAUCACAAUAAAUUUUCAAUGGCAUUAAGUUGUGGAUUGUGUGAAGUUGUUACUCAUUUUUACGAUAGUGCCGCUGUUUUGUUUUUUAUUUCACAUCUCUGUCGUAGCACGUUACAUCACUUUUUUUUAGAAAAGGUUUGCAUUG
Messenger RNA from Toxotes jaculatrix (banded archerfish), 6562 nucleotides. It is a transcript of the gene ypel1, whose product is annotated as yippee-like 1. The transcript has 5 exons. The record is from RefSeq and is a predicted model, not a curated record. Lineage: Eukaryota; Metazoa; Chordata; Actinopteri; Toxotidae. Bases 763 to 1122 code for a protein of 119 amino acids.